This is a messenger RNA of Oppia nitens, 14472 nucleotides long. RefSeq names its product chromodomain-helicase-DNA-binding protein 7-like (gene kis). Bases 726 to 14009 code for a protein of 4427 amino acids. Gene Ontology annotation, molecular function: protein binding; ATP binding; ATP-dependent chromatin remodeler activity. NCBI's taxonomy places the organism in Eukaryota, Metazoa, Arthropoda, Arachnida, Sarcoptiformes, Oppiidae. The record is from RefSeq and is a predicted model, not a curated record. The transcript has 11 exons.
GUGUGUGUCUCAUUUGAGUAGUGUGUGUAUGUAUGUGUGUGUAUAUGUAUGUAUGUGUAUGUAUGAGUGUAUGUAUGUUUGUGUGUGUGUAUAGUGAGUGGUAUCGUAUGUAUUGUGAAUGUAGUGAAUGUUGUGUUUGACUGAGUGUUGCUUUGCUUUGGGCUUUCAUUACAGUGUUGUAUGUGUUGUGUGUAUAGUAUGUAUAGCUAUAGCAGUAAUACUGGUGUAAGUAAUGCUAAAAUGGCGUUCAAAGAGCAACACUCGUACCCAUUGUCCACAUGAAGACCCUUACGCUCAAUACCAACAACACUGUCCAUCAUUACUAUAGCAUCCGUGACCACUGGCACCGUCGAUUACAUUAGAUUUGUGUGGGAUAAUGGAAUAAAUUGCAUAUUUAUUAAAAUUAAUUUAAUGAAAACAAUUUAAAAUACAAUCCGAUGAAACAAAUUAUUAAACAUUAUAUGGUAACAAAAUUUGUAUGUUUUAAUUGGAUUAUAAUGACUAUUAAUCUUAUAAUAAAUGAAUGGAUUUAAUAAUGAAAUUGUGAUCACCAAUAAAGUGUGAAUCAUUUCAUCACUGGAUCGCAUAGUAUUUAUCAAAAUUUAAAUAUAUAAAUAUAUAUUUAUAAUUGUGAUAUUAAUUAAUAAUAAUAAUAAUACCAAAUAUAAUAAGUGGUAUCACUAAUGAAAGAAACAGCGAUGUUGUGGAAGUGUUAGCAGUGAUAUAUGGAUACCUCAGAUCUCACAGGAAUGGCAGAUUAUCAGCUAAUCGGUGAUGCCUUUGGAUACCAUUCGGGAUAUGGCAACGCACCGGGUCAGCCAACCGGACAGUCAGGACAACAAUCGGCAGGACUUCCAGUUGGGGCCAAUAACAUGCCCGCAUCAAUUGGUGGUUUGCCGGGACAGGGCUCGACACAAGCUUACCAUCAAUUGCAGUCACAACAUCCUCCACGAGCUGGAUAUCCGCAAACUAAUGACCCAUUAAUGAGCCAUAAAAUGCAUAGUCAAUACCCUAAUUAUGGAUCCGCUGGUUCUGCUGUUCAAGGGAUGAAUGUUAGGGGACAAUAUCCAACUGAUCCACGAUAUGCACAGCACGGGAUUGACUAUAAUUCGGCUAUGAGUCAGUCACAUCUGACUCAAUCAACACAGCCUUCAAUUCCCAGUUCUUAUGGUCAGCAAAAUAUGAUGGGACAGUAUGCCGGUCAACGUAUGCAUGCACCUGGGCUAACACCAUCGAGACAACCUACUGGUCCAUUACAUGGAAUGUCAUCGCAUUAUAACUCUUCAUAUCCAGCGGGUUCUACUCAGAGUGGAUACCAUCCUCACUCUACACCAUCAAGUGAUAUGUGGCCCGGACAGGGAGUUUCGCAUAUGCAACAGAGCUCGUCAUAUCCGGGAUAUCCCGGUUCGGGUGCAAGCGGUCCAUCACAAGGUGUGCCACAUUCGAGAGCCGCACAGAACCAGUAUAUGAGUCAUAGUGAAUACAGUGCAAUGCAUCCAAACGAUCAACAGAGGCAAUACUUUUCGUCCUCUGGAGGCCAGACUCAGUCCCAGUCAAUGCCGAGUCAUAUCACUGGUGAGAGCUCGACAUUGUCAUAUCCAACACCAUCUCAGGGACCCUACAAUUCUACGCCUGGCUCUCAAUUGCCUCCAACAGCAUCAACACGGGGUUCACAUUCAGCAAUUAGUGGAUCUGUUCCAAGACAGCAAUAUAUGGGUUAUACUACACCACAGCCUUCAUCACAACAGACUCAACCCCAAAGUACUGGAGCUUCAAUACAACGGUAUCCGCAACAGUAUUCUGGUUAUCCACAAACUGGCGGUUUUGGUGAGACAGCCCAAUCGCGAUUAUCUCCAUAUCCAUUAUCACAAUCAGGACCGGCUGGUCCUAAUAGUCCACAAUUUAGGCCCGGUUUUCCUGCGAGUACAGGUUCUCAAUUGUCAUCGCUGUCUCCAAGACGGCCCACAACAACACCACCUGCCGGUUCACCGAUGCCUCCAUCAUCACAUACACCGGAUCGCUCUUCAGCUAAUACUACACCACAGGCAUCAACACAUCACCCGAGUUUUCCUAUAAGUCCGGGCGCUAAUCACUUAUCAAGUCCGGGUCAGGGUUUAUCUCCCGGAUCAUCAGUUCCAUCAACUCCUUCGAGUUUACAACAGUUAGAACAGAUGGUUAUGCCUCACUUAGGAGGAGUUGGAAGCGUCAAUAGUUCAUCAAAAACUUCAAUUCCUGUCUCUACUAAUUCUUCUGCAUCGUCGUCCACUCCCUCUUUCUAUGGAUCUGUUGGUCGGAUGACUACGGAUUCAUCAUCAACAGGAGCGGCACCACUAUCACCACAAGCAUCGCAGGGCAUAUACCCUCAUUAUCCAUCACCGGGUAAUAUGACGUCUAAUAAAUCCCAAUAUCCUUACCAUCAAUAUCAACAAAAUAACUCUCACUGGACGGGUCCGCAACCCAGUCCCAUAUCAUCAGCCGCUACAUCUGCGGCCACUUCUAUAACAAAUACUCAUUCAAUGGGUGGAGUCGGUGGUGGAGGCAUUCCAUUACAACCACAAUCGUCAAUGGCAUCCAUGGGUCAGACAUCACAAUCAUCGACACAUCAAAACUCACCAUCUCUUGCCUCCAACAACUCUUCAUCACCUAAUGUUAGUAAAUCUGAUGUCUCAAUGCCUGUAAACAGUGGUAUUAGUGGACAAUACAAUUCAUACGGCAGUGAACUCAAUGCGAGUGCGACAGACUCUAACUUUUCUCAGACUUUUUCCAGUCGUUCCACUUCUUUAAAUAAUUCAACUCCGCCAUCAUCCACAUCAUCUUCAUCAUCAUCACAACCACUACAAAGUGGAUAUUCAGUAUCACAAAGCACUGGUAGUACAAGUGCUUCAUUUGAUUCAUCGGUUAUGAAAGCGCAGCACAACAAACAACAGGUACAACAAUCAGUACAGGGAUCACAAGCAGCUCAAAAUGAUACUCAGCAGUCACAGCAACAACAACAGCAAACUCAAAGCCAAACACCCGGCGCUACUAUGGCGUCGCCAACGCAUAUGUUUGAUUCAAUCAAAAGUCCUAACGCUUCGACUCCGAGGCCAAUGUCUGACACAUUAAAUAACGAUUUGCAGCCAAACUCUCAGUCGCAAUCAGAUUCUCAAUCUGCAGCCCAAACAACACAACAAAUGAUGGGACCUGGAGUUCCACCUCACCAUUCAUACCACCCGAUGAUGCAUCAGCAGCCAGUGCAUCAUCAGUCGUACCCUCCACAGCCGCAGAUGGCUAACUAUCAGAACAGUUACGAUGGCAUGAAUUAUGACAUUAAUAAUAUGAAUUCAGUCACCGGUGAUAUGUCUCAGUCAUCAUCAAUGAACUCCGGCCCAUAUGGAGACCACGAUUCGAUGAUGUAUGACAACUAUGGUAUGGAUAAUAUGGUUCCACAACAAAUGGGAGAUUAUCAUAGAGACCAAUCAGGAGGAGAUUAUGGACAAAUUGAUCCAUAUUCAGCCAAUUUUGACGAUAGUUUUGGUGAACCUCCGACUAAACGUAAAGGUAAAGGUAGGCCUAAAAAGGAUCCAAAUGAACCUAAAAAGGAGAGAAAACCGCGACAACCACGCGCUCCAAGAGGUACAGGACGUGGCAGAGGUCGAGGUAGUAAAGCUAAUAAUAAUAUGAGUGAUAGGUUGGCUGCAAUGCCUCCAAUGAUGCCUCCAGAGUAUGAUCCUAAUUUCGGAAUGCCACCAGAAAACAUGGAUAUGUAUGGCCACGAUAUGUAUAGCCAACCAAUGCCUCCAACACAACAAUCAGCAAUACCUUCUCAACAAUCACAAAUUAUGUCUUCAAUGUCCGGCCCAAUGCAACCAUCGCCACAACACCAACAAUCACUUCAGCCACAGCAGGCACCUCCACCACCAGCACCGCCACAACAACCACAUGGGUCUCAAUCUGAGUCAAGUCAAUCACCUCCACAGCAACAACAACAACAACCGCCACCGCCGCAGACAAACCAUUGUCAACAACCAACUCCUAUACAACAAUCAAUUCCAACAAUACUUCAAUCUCAGUCACCAAAUGAAGCGGAAAUUGCAUCACCCGUUCCUUCAUUGCCGCCUCAUAGCUAUACGCCACCUAUUCCGCCGCCACUGAUGCCAUCAGAGCAGCCAAUUCAACCGAUCAUAGAAAAGCCAAUAGAAACCGAACAAAAUUUAUACGACGAGAGUUUUUUAGAGCAGUCGACAACCAGUGAAACUACUAAUAUAAAUGAUACCACUUUAGUAUCGAUGACUUCCGAGGAGGAACAGAACGUAUCACUGGCUGUCCCGACUGAUGGAGAUAUGUUUAGCGAUCCUCCUCGUCAGGUAUCACCCUGUCCUCCACCAAACACAGACCAAGAGAUACCUGAGACAAAAAUGGAUUCGUAUGAGUUUGCAGUCGACGAUUCGCAACUCAUGUCGACACCAGUGAAAACUCCUAAAGAGAAAAAGCCAAAGAAGCGAAAGCCUAAAAAAGAGCCCACAGAACAACCAGAAGGUGAAACAAGUGUUGAGAUUAAUGCCGAAAAUGAGGCAAAACCACCAAAACCUAAAAAGGCUAAGAAAAAGAAACCGAAAAAGACAGUACCGAUCGAAACAGAAGAACCAGUUGAUGUGGAAGUGAAAGAUACUCCAACAGAGGAGGCAAACGAUUCACAAACAGCUGUUACAACCGAUAUGGAUGACGCCACACAAGAGUCAUCGCAAUGUGAUUCAAGUGCUAUUGAGUCGAGUGCUAGUAAAGGAAAGAAAAAGAAAAGUUCAUCAAAGAGUAACUCAAAGCCAAGAAUUAAGAAUAAAUCGCCAAAAAAGAAAUUACCAAAACUUGCGCUUAAAUUUAGUAAAAACAAAAAGAGACGCCGUUUUGGCUCUGGUUCUGAUCACUCGGAUCUUGAGAAGACUCCUCCGCCAUCACCUGAUGACACAGAGUCUGGUUUACAGAAGAGACGUUCGGCCAGAAAUACUAAGAGACAGAAAUAUACGGAUGAUAUUGAUUUAGAUCUUUCUGAUGACGAUAAUCCUCUUCAAACUAAAGAUUCUGUUGAUAAUACUGGCAAACCAUUGACUGAUGGAAAUGUGUCGAGUGUUGUCAUCAGCGAAGAUACAAUGGUUGUUGAAAAGAUUAUGAGCUCACGAAUGGGUACUCGAGAGCUUGAAGAUGAGGGAAAUGAGACGACUGUAGUCGAUCCAAAUGCAAAGCCACAAACCAUAGAAGUGGAGGAAUUUUUUGUCAAAUAUAAGAAUUUAUCGUUUUUGCACUGCGAAUGGAAAACAGAAGAAGAACUUGAAAGGGGUGACCGAAGAGUUGGUCAAAAAUUGAAGCGUUUUAAACAGAAAAAGGACACAAUGAAUAUGUUUGACUUCUUGGAUGAGGAACCAUAUAAUCCAGAUUAUGUUGAAGUCGAUCGUAUUCUUGAUGUAAACGAAAUCGAAGAAAUUAUUGAAGUGAUACCCGAAGACAAAGAGAAGGAAAAAGAAAACGAAAUUGAAAAAGAAAAAGAUGUAGAAAAAGAAAAAAAUGUAGAAAAAGAUGAGGAAAAGGAUGUGGAAAAUGAUGAGGAAAAAGAUAUGGAAAAGGAUGUGGAAAAAGAUAUAGAAAAAGAAAAAGAUGUGGAAAAAGAAGAAGAAAUGGAAAUAGAAAAGUGUGAACCAAAAGAUGAAACAGAAAUCGAUUCUCAAAGCAGUGAUUUAGCGACAAUAGAAACAGAUAAAACUGAUCCAAAUUCUGCCGAAUCUUCGAUUGUGCCAAACGAUAGUGAAAAGACUGAAACUGAUUCUAAUAGUGAUAAUAAUGAAAAUAAAAUAAAAACUGAAGAUUUGGCUGAACAGUCAACAAAUGAUGAAAAGUCUAUCGACUCAACGAUAACCAAAAAUAAUGAUAAAACAGACGACGAAUCGACUCAAGAAAGUGAAAUCAAAAGUGAUGAAACAGCAGACAAAUCUGAUGUCAAAGUAGAAGAGACUGUCAAUGCAGAGGAUGUCAGUAAAACUGAAAAACUCGAAGAAGCAAAAGAAGAUAAACCUAAACCAAUAAUUAAAACACGAAAAGUAAAACAUUAUUUAGUUAAGUGGAGAGCACUGGCGUAUGAGGACAGUACGUGGGAACUGGAAGAUGAUUUAGAUCAACAAAAGAUCGAACAUUUCUAUAGAUUUCGAAAACCUCCGCCGAAGAGUGAAUGGAAACCUAAGAAAAGACCAAAACCUGCCGAUUGGAAAAAGAUUGAAGAGUCACCUCUUUAUAAGGGAGUAAAUACUCUUCGCGAAUACCAAUUGGAAGGACUAAAUUGGCUCAGCUUUUGCUGGCAUAACAAUCAAAACUGUAUUCUGGCCGAUGAAAUGGGUUUAGGAAAGACUAUUCAAUCGUUAGCUUUUGUUAAUGAGAUGACCAAUCACGGCAUUAAUGGCCCGUUCCUCGUAAUAGCUCCACUCUCAACAAUAGGCAAUUGGCAGCGAGAGUUUGAGACCUGGACUGAUCUAAAUGUCAUUACAUAUCACGGAAGUUCUGCGAGUCGUAAUAUGCUUCAAGAAUAUGAAAUGUAUUACAAAAACGAUAAAUACGAAAGAAUUAGCGGAAUCUAUAAAUUUCAAGUUAUGAUCACAACAUUUGAAAUUGUAUUAACAGAUUGUUUAGAGUUACGGGAAAUCCAUUGGAAAUCCUGUAUUAUAGACGAAGCCCAUAGACUUAAAAACAGAAAUUGCAAACUAUUAGAGGGUUUACGACUACUAGACGUUGAGCACAGAGUUUUGUUGACCGGAACUCCUCUUCAGAAUAAUGUCGAAGAGUUAUUCAGUUUACUUAAUUUUCUUGAGCCGACACAAUUCACUUCAAACGAAAGUUUUAUGUUAGAGUUCGGUGAUCUUAAAACAGAGGCACAGGUAGACAAACUGAAAGCCAUACUAAAGCCAAUGAUGUUGAGAAGGCUUAAAGAAGACGUUGAAAAAACUUUGGCUCCGAAAGAGGAGACUAUUGUUGAGGUCGAAUUAACAAAUAUUCAAAAGAAGUAUUACAGAGCUAUUCUCGAAAGAAAUUUCCAAUUUCUAAGUAAAGGCGGCAGUUAUACAAAUAUGCCUAACCUUAUGAACACAAUGAUGGAGUUAAGGAAGUGCUGUAUUCACCCAUUUUUACUCAAUGGCGCUGAAGAACAUAUAUUUUAUGAAUAUCGCGAACAACACGGCAAAGAAGGUGGCGACACAACUCUUAACGCUAUUGUCAACGCUUCCGGUAAACUUGUAUUAAUCGACAAAUUGUUGCCCCGACUAAAAGAGAACGGACACAGAGUUCUUAUAUUCUCUCAAAUGGUUCGUUGUCUUGACAUUCUUGAAGAUUAUUUAGUUCAUAAGCGCUAUCCAUAUGAACGAAUUGAUGGCAGAGUACGUGGAAAUCUGCGUCAGGCAGCCAUUGAUCGGUACUGUAAACCAGAUUCCGAUCGUUUUGUAUUUCUAUUAUGUACUCGUGCCGGUGGUUUGGGUAUCAAUUUGACCGCUGCUGACACUGUUAUCAUAUUUGAUUCCGAUUGGAAUCCACAGAAUGAUCUUCAAGCUCAAGCUCGCUGUCAUCGUAUCGGCCAAUCAAAGGCCGUCAAAGUAUACCGACUUAUUUGUCGAAAUACUUAUGAGAGAGAAAUGUUUGAUAAGGCGAGUCUUAAGUUAGGUCUCGAUAGGGCUGUCCUUCAAUCGAUUAACUCAAGUAAAGCUAAUUUGAAUGAUAAUCAACUUUCGAAGAAAGAGAUUGAAGACUUAUUAAGGAAGGGUGCGUACGGAGCACUUAUGGAUGACGACAACGCUGGCGAUACAUUCUGUGAGGAAGAUAUCGACCAUAUUUUGCAAAGAAGAACCCAAACCAUUAUUAUUGAGAGCGAAGGUAAAGGUUCGACAUUUUCAAAAGCUUCGUUCGCCUCAUCGAACAAUAGAUCUGACAUCGAGAUCGAUGACCCGAACUUUUGGGAAAAGUGGGCCAAAAAGGCUAACUUUGAUAUCGACGAACUCAAAGGUCGUAAUGAGCUUAUAGUACAAGAACCAAGAAGACGGACACAGACUAAACGUUUUGGUGCAGACGAUGCAGUUCUCGAUAUGUCUGAACUUGAAUCGAGUGAUGAAGACGAAGAUUCGGUUUCCACACGAACUCGCGGUGGUAAACAACGACUUCCUAAAGGAAAGAAAGGGAAGAAGGGUCGCGGAGGUGGAUAUGAGCGCGAAAGAGAUGAGGAUUAUAUGCAAGAGUUUGGUCCCGGAAACUGGACCCGAGCCGAGUGCUAUAAAGUGGAAAAGGGUUUACUUACGUUUGGUUGGGGUCGUUGGGCCGAGUGUUUGAUUCUUGGAAACUUUAGACGACAAUUGACUCGAAUGGACGUCGAAAGUAUCUCAAGAGUACUAUUACUUUAUUCACUUCAGAACUAUAAGGGCGACGAAAAAAUCAAAUCAUUUAUUUGGGAUUUGAUUACACCGGCCGAAGAUGGCGAACAGCAUCGCAUACACCGUAAUCAUACCGGUCUAUCAGCUCCUGUUCCGCGCGGACGUAAAAAUAAGAAAUUAAAGAAAACAGUGGGCGAAGAGCUUGAGUCAUCCGAUUGGGCUAAGGAUGAAAAGUUUAAUCCCGACGUAUUGUUGACUGAUGACCAGUACCGCAAACAUUUGCUACGACACGCAAACAAGAUUUUACUUCGUGUACGACUUUUGUAUUAUUUAAAACAUGAGAUUAUCGGUCCCUAUCACGAACAAGUAUUUGCUGGAGUUCCUGCCCGUGACAUUCCGAUACCUCCGCCAGUAGCCGAUGGUGACCCACCCGCUCAGUGGUGGGACGAGGAGGCAGAUAAGUCGCUUCUGGUUGGUGUUUACAAACACGGUUACGAUCGCUUUAACCUAAUGAGACAGGACCCGGCUCUAUGCUUCCUAUCGCGUUGCGGUCCUCCCGAUGGCGCCGCACUGUUGGCCGAAAUGAACGCCGACGAAGAUUUAGGCAAAACAUUAGAGGAAGACGACGAACCCGAAACACCUGCCACUCCGGCCACACCUGUCAGUGAAACUGAUGGGCCGACUAAAACUAAAAUUGAAAAAUCUGAUUCAAAAGAUGAUGAUCUAAAUGAUGGUAAUAACACUUUACUACCGUUUCCAUCGUCUGCCGAUAUGAAUCAUAGAUUAAGACGUACAGUAACCAGUUAUCAAAGACACUUUAAGAAACAAGAGAUGAAAAUAGCUCAAAGAGCUCGACAUCAGCAACGAUUGGAACGACUCGAAAGGUUUGAGGCGGCGAUCAAAGAGAGAGAAGUGAAAAAGAGAGACUUAGCUCAGAAGAAAUGGUCGCGAAGAGAGGAAGCAGACUUCUAUCGUGUCGUUUCCUCAUUCGGUGUUGAAUACAAUCGCGAGACCGACACAUAUGACUGGACACGUUUCCGGUCGUUCGGUAAAUUGGAGCGAAAACUCGAUGACACACUUACAGAAUACUUCAAAGCUUUUUAUGCAAUGUGUAAACGAGUUACCGGUCGACGACUCAGUGAAGAGGAAGAAAAUUUACCGAUUAGUGUGGAUCCCAUUUCAGAAGAAAGAGCCAGUCGUUGUACGGCUCGAAUCGAUUUGUUGAGUAAAAUUCGAGAAGAGAUCGUAACUCAUCCGGAACUCGAGGAAAGACUCCAAUUAUGUCAGCAUUCCAUGGAUUUACCCGAAUGGUGGGUCUCUGGAAGGCACGACAAAGAUUUAUUACUCGGGGCUGCAAAAUAUGGACUCAAUCGACUUGAUUUCAAUUUGACUAAUGAUCCCGAAAUGUCUUUUAUGGAGGUUUUUGCUAAAUUGGAUGCAAUUGAAGAAAAAGCCAGAUCUGAUGCUUUAUCUGAAGAGAAACUCGAAGAUAAAAUACAAAUCGAGACAAAGGCUGAAGUUAGCGAAGUAGAUAAGGAGGUAAAAACAAAAGAAGAAGACGUAACUGAAGAAGUUGCUGAUAAAAGUGAUAUUAAAAACACUGAAGAAAAGAUCGACGAAGAAUUAGUUGACAAAAAAGAAGAAAACCCUGAAGUUUCAGAUGAAAAGACUGUUGAUAACGAAAAUAAAAUUGAAGACGAAUCUGUAAAUUUCAAAGAUGUCGAAGAAAAGUCAGAAAACAUGGAUGAGAUAAAAGAUGAUAUAAAAGACGAAAAGAAAGAAGUGGAAAAACAGAAGGAAGAGUUGGCAAAUUCACCGAAACCUGAAUCUCAAUCCGAAGAUAAAAUAAUAGAGAAUAAUGUCGACAACGAAUCUAAAGAAAAAUCUAUAGAACCUGAAGCUAAAGAGGAUAUUAAGGAAACUACAGAUGAAAAAAUGGAAACCGAUAACAAUGAGACAAAACCAGAUGAGACAAAACCAGAUGAAACAAAAUCAGAUGAAACAAAAUCAGAUGAAACAAAAUCAGAUGAAACAAAAUCAGAUGAAACAAAAUCAGAUGAGACAAUCAAUAAAGAUGAACUUCCAAUUGAACCAGUUGUUUUACCUAAAGUUGAAAAACAUGAGAAAACACAAGAAAAUUGUAAGGAAAAUGAAAUCGAAGAGAAAAUGGAAACGAAUGAAACUGAGAAAACAGAGGACGAAGUUAAGACUCAUACAGAGAAAAUGGAUGUCGAUUCUGAAGAGAAAGUCGUCAUCGAAGAUAUCGAGACUAAAAAAGAGACCGAAGAAGUUGAUAAAGAAGAAGAAGAAGACAUUAAAAAUAAAGAUGAGAAUAAAAAUGAAAAUCUAGAAGAAGUGAAAGAGGAAGAAACGAAAUUGAAAGAAGAGCCUAAAGAAGUCGCUGUCGAAGAAGUAAAGUCCGAAGAAACGACUGAUAAAGAAAAUUCUGAGAUAAAAACAGAAUCAGAAACGGCUUCGAUUGCGACCGAAAAGGAAACUUCAAUAACUGCUUCUUCAACACCUCAGCCACAAAAUGUUCAACAAAAGAGUUUCAAUCGUUUUCCAAAAGAUCGAGUUUUGCAGAUGAGGUUAGAACAGAUCUGUCACGUGGUCGAGAAAAAUGAAUGGCCAUCACUGAGACAUACAUUCUUCUCACUCAUGUCGUGUCCACACCAAUCGACUCCGAGUGUUGCCACAGCUGACAGUUCUCCACGACCCUUAUCGCCUGGCAGUCUGUCGAGUGCCAGUAGAGAACCGACUCCACACCCGACACCAGAUCACACACCACGAAGAGAAGCUUUGUCACCGCUUCCAGAAUUUUUCUACGCCGACAACUCUGCGUCUAUUAAUGAAUCAGCCAGUCAUCGAAGACGUCGAAGAAGAAGACGCUUUGAAGUUGAGGCCGAGAGACAGAAAUUACGAAAUCUGUUGUCACAAACUAUUGAACAACAACAGCAACAACAACAUCAUCAUCACCAACAACAACACACACCACAACCCCAACAACAAUUACAACAACAGCAACAACAACACCAAUCAUCGAGUAGUUCCAAAAAGCAAACAUCUCUUCUAUCAAACAAUGCUUCGCAAUUUUUUCCGCCAUUAUUUUCACUACCUUUCGGUAAUUUGCGAUCAGCUAUUCGUGACGAACUCUUGACCGAUGAAAAGACUGCUUCACUUUUAUUGGGUUCAACAUUACAGUCAUCACUUGCGGCCGCUGCUGCCCAAUCAGCUGCUCAAUCGGUUGCUCAAUCAUCCACGACUAGCGCGACUCCAACAUCAAAAGGUCCUCCACCAGCUCAUCAACAAAAUUCGUCCAAAUUUACUAAUUCAACGUUGGGUACGUUAGACCUGACCGGACGAUUUAAGUCGACUCCUAAGAUGACAUCAGCACCGGUUCCGGCACAUAAAGUAGCACCAGUUGAGAACCGAAAGACAGCGGCUCAAGACGUGCUUGACUUGAGUUCAGCGCCUGUAAAACGAACGCGUAGUAACAUAUCUGAUAAGAAACAGAUGGCUACUGAUUCCAGUGCAGUACCAUUGGCUUUGAGCACAUCAUCAUCAAAGAGAAGCUCUCGAAAGAUUGGUUCUCGAAUUGAUGCUUUGGCUCUCAAUCUUCAGGCAAAGAAAAUGAUGGAAGAAAAACAAAGUGACCCAAAACCAGAAAAACAAGAGUCUGUAUUAUCUUCAUUUGAAAAGACAAGACAACAACAGACACACUUUUUGGACGAACUUAACAAACACUCGCAAAUGUUGGCGAGUAAAACACCGCCAGCGGCUCACGCAAAGAGUUCAUCAUCGAUGUCGUCUAAACAUCUAAACGAAUCGUUGUUAGCCAACAAACUUAGCGCUCAUUUAGGAUCUCUCGAUACAUCCAAAUUGCCGCCGUCUAAAGCAAACGAGGCGUCAACUAUUGCAGAACAAGUGGCUAUCAUUAGACAAAAUCUUAGAAAUCUGUUUGAAGAUCACCCGGAAUUUAUUGCACAAAAUCCUAAUAUGGCCUCAAUGGUGGCCGCUUCGGCUGCCAAUGUAUUUAAUCCUAAUUUAAAUGUCAAUAAUUUAUCAACAAUUGCUGCUAAUACGGAAUUACUAGAACUACCCGAUAGUAGACGCAGUCGAAGUAGUAGUCGACGCUCUCGUGUCGAUCCAUCACAACUGGAUCUCCAGAAUUUAACCGGAGAAGAGAAUGUAUCGGUUAUUAAUAGAACUACCGGCAAAAAAAUAACCGGAUCUAAAGCACCGCCACUCAAACAUUUAGCCGAAUGGCUCGACAAAAAUCCAAAGUUUGAUGUCGACCCCAAAUGGAGUCCUCUCGUCAACAAAGAAAAAGCCGCCACUUUUAAGACACCCACAUCAAUUCCCAAUGUUGGUGUCAGAACCCGAACCAGUGAUAAGCGAAGCUCAAGUAGUAGUAGUAGCGCUAAUUCAAGCCUCACCGCUCUGGCAAACAAUUUACUGAACAGCGCUUCGGCUAAUUUGAGCUCAGGUAGCAAUAGUAACAACAACUCAAGCAGUAGUUCCAGAAGAUCGACUGCUGCUUCACUAUUAGCAAGUGGUUACGGAAACGCUUUCGGAAACACUGCCGUUACUUCCAGUGGUUUGAGCUAUCCUUCAUCGGCUCUAAAUUCUUUCAACGCGGCCUCAAUGUUAGCCGCCGGCUUUCCAUCAAUGAAAAUGUUUAUGGAUCAGACUUCAGGAUCAACCACUGCCACAUCGCUUACAACUAAUUCCCAUUCAAAGUCUACAUUAAGUUCGACCUCAUCGACGAAUACAUCAACUACACCGACAACAUCGGCAUCCAAUGCACCGCCACUAUUCUUCCCAUUUGGAGGUCUCGGCAUGGGUUUAACGAACCCACUGUUCGGUUUUCCUAACUUUAAUAUUCCUGGACUGACCCCCACAUCAAAUGCUAUGACCGGGUUGUCGUCAUCUGAUAAAAAAGACAGUUCUGACACUCCAUCAAAUGAAAAAACAAAAUCUGGAAAAUCUAGUAAUUCUAGUAAAAACAAAUCUGGAAUCAAUUCGAGUUCAUUUUUAGGCUCUUCAGCCGCUGCAUCAGCUCUUGGCUCUGGAGCGCUGCCAUUCUUAUAUCCACCAAACUUCUUAUACAACCCAUUAAGUUUAAGUGGUUUCUCUGGUCUAAGUGGUUCACCAUUUGGUAUACCCGGUCUAAUGAAUGGUUUGGGAGGUCUGAGCACAACAGCUAUGAGUGGUUUUAAUACUAAUACCACCAACUCUUUGGCCUCACAAAUGAAAGCAAAAACAUCGACUUCAUCUUCUAGUAGAACACCAAAACAUAGUUCAAGUAUAAGCAGUGCUCCAUCAGGAUUAUCACUGGCCAGUAGUCUCUUAGCGAGCGCUGGUGUUCAUCCAUCGAGUGCUGCCGCAGCCGCCGCUAUUGGCGACUCUGAUGACGACAGUCUUAAGUCGUUAAUGGGUAAUGAUGAUGACGAUGACCUCAAUGGAGAUUAUGACGACAAUAACAUGAAUGACAUAAAGGACUCAGACUAUGAGUUAGAGUCAAAAAGUGCCUCCAAAAGGAAGACAUCAUCUGUGAACAAGUCUUCAUCUAAAGAUCUAUCAAAACACAAAACGAAAGGCAACUCUAAUUCUACCUCAAAAGUGUCACCUAAAUGAAUGAACCAUUUAUUAUAAUUAAUUUAUUGAUUAUUAACAAAAUGUGAUAUUUUUAAAGGUUUUAAAUCCUUGACUUUAAAGCCAUUGAAUUUAUUAUUUGUUGAAUCGCUGCUUAACUAUAACAUGAAAAUCAUAUGAUUUGAUUUGGGCUUUGAUUUGAUUGACAAACAAUGACUGCAUUUAUUCGCUGCAAAUAUUGUGUUAGACUUUGAAACAUAAACACACAAAACAAUAACAAAAUAUAACUACAAAUCGUGAUAUAAAUUAUUAUAAAUAUUAUUAAUAUUAUUGAAAAAAUUGCUGUUGAAAUCAACAAAAAAUAAGAUAAUAAUUGAAAAAAGUGACAAAAAACCGCUGCUGCUGUGCUUAAAAACCCUAUAUUUAAUGGACUCAAAAUAUUAUAAAUAUAUAAAUAUAUAAUAAUAUGUUGAAUAUAAUCAUGACUUCAUUAAUUAUAAUAAUU